Molecule: messenger RNA, 819 nt
Organism: Ostreococcus lucimarinus CCE9901
Lineage: Eukaryota; Viridiplantae; Chlorophyta; Mamiellophyceae; Mamiellales; Bathycoccaceae
Exons: 1
Coding region: 1-819 (272 amino acids)
Molecular function (GO): protein binding
Source: RefSeq, a predicted model, not a curated record
AUGGGAGGGCGCGGAUGCGCUUUCGUACGGGUGCGCGCGCGAUCGCGACGGCGAACGAGGGAGGGAAACGCGCGCGGGGCGCGCGGGGAAGAGAGUCCCGAGCGCGAGGGCGCGGCGCGGCGACGCGCGGCGACGAGGACACGACUGACGAACGCGCGCGCGAACAGACCGCAAACGCCCACGGUGCCGAUACCCGGCGGGGAGGGUGGAGGGGUGAAUUACCCGGCGUGGGCGACGACGGAACCGGCGCUGGUGCCGGUGGCGAUAAAUUGGACCCAAGGCGGGAACAGCGUGGAGGUGGAGGGGAGCUUUGAUAACUGGCAGUCUCGGCAGACGCUGCAUCGGAGCGGGAACAGGGAGUUUGCGAUCGUGAUGUCGCUGCGACCGGGGGUGUAUCAGUACAAGUUUAUAGUGGAUGGACAGUGGAAAUACGCGCCGGAUCAACCGGCGAUGUACGACGAGAUUGGCAACGUGAACAACGUGUUGGAGGUGCAGGAAUACGUGCCAGAAAUUUUGGAUAGCUUGGAUGCGUUUACGGCGCCGGCGUCGCCACCGGCGAGCUACGAUUGCGCACCGUUUAACUCGGACGACUUUGCAAAGGAACCGCCACCGCUACCACCGCAGUUGCACAUGACUCUGUUGAACAUGCCCAUGGUGCCCGACGCGCCGAAUUUGCUCCCGCGACCGCAACACGUGGUGCUCAAUCACACGUAUUGCGACGGGACAAAGUCGGAGAGCGGAGUGCAGGUGCUCGGAACGACGCACAGAUAUCGAUCAAAGUACAUCACGGUCGUCUUCUUGAAAGCCACGCAAUCGUAG